CAAGAGGUGCGAGCCUCGGCCGGGAGGGUUUAAACCGCGCGCAGGCGCGCGCCGCGGUUGAGAAGGCGCGGAUCUUGGUGGCUGUGGGCCGUGGAAGUUUCAGGUGGGUGGUGUCCGCAGGUGGUGAUGCUGGCGCCGGUGGGGGCGCUGAUCCUGUGUCAGGCCCUGAACUUUCCUGGGCUCGGCUGCUCCCUCCAUGAAGACAGUUAGUGGCGGGCCUUCGCGGAGGCUUGGUGCGAGCGCGAACGGAGUUUAUUCCCGGCAGAGAGCUUCGAAGGGUGCUUGGCCCGAGGUCGGCGCACGGAGGGGGUAGCCCCUGUCGUUACUGCCGCGGCGUCCCCCGAAUCAGUCCGCUUCACUGCAUCCCCACCGCCCCUGCCGCCUCACUCCCGGGGUCGUCUCCAAAUUGUUCACCCCCAAUUAGGGAACGUCGUGUACUAAAAGGAACUAUGUCUCAGGAAGGCGAUUAUGGAAAGUGGACAAUAUCCAGUAGUGAUGAAAGUGAAGACGAAAAGCCAAAACUAGACAAGCCCUCUACUUUUUCCCUCCCUCAUGCUGGGCAGGGAGCAGCAAAUGAGCCAAGAUACACCUGUUCUGAGGCUAGGAAAGCUGCCCAUAGAAGGAAAAGAUCACCCAUGAAAUUCAGCAACGCAGAUUCAGUUUCAGAAGUUUCACCUCCCAAAAGGCAAAGGAGUGGUUCCCAGGAAGACCUGGGUUGGUGUCUCUCUAGCAGCGAUGAUGAGCUGCAACCAGAAACCCGGCAGAAGCAGGCUAAGAACAUUGUGGUCAAAGAGGAGAGAGGCAUCUCUUCUAAAGACAGUGCUGCCCAAAGACCUGGAAAUCCCACCCCUCCUGCACACCACAGGCUCGAGGAGGAGGAAGAGGAGUAUGAAACUUCAGGGGAAGGCCAAGACAUUUGGGACAUGUUGGAUAAAGGGAACCCCUUCCGAUUUUACCUCACUAGAGUCUCGGGCAUUGAGCCAAAGGAUAACUCUGGAGCCCUCCACAUCAAGGAUAUUUUAUCCCCUCUAUUUGGGACGCUUCUGUCUUCAGCUCAGUUUAACUACUGCUUUGAUGUGGACUGGCUCAUAAAACAGUAUCCACCACAGUUCAGGAAGAAACCAAUCCUGCUUGUGCAUGGAGAUAAACGAGAAGCCAAGGCUCACUUAAAUGCCCAGGCCAAGCCUUAUGAAAACAUUUCCCUCUGCCAGGCAAAGUUGGAUAUUGCAUUUGGAACACACCACACGAAAAUGAUGUUACUGCUGUACGAAGAAGGCCUCCGGGUUGUCAUACAUACCUCUAACCUCAUCCAUGCUGACUGGCAUCAGAAGACUCAGGGAAUAUGGUUGAGCCCCUUAUACCCACGAGUUGUCCACGGAACCCACGGAUCUGGAGACUCGACAACACAUUUUAAAGCCGAUCUUAUCAGCUACUUAAUGGCUUAUAAUGCUCCUUCUCUCAAGGAGUGGAUAGAUGUUAUCCACGAGCAUGAUCUCUCUGAAACCAAUGUUUAUCUUAUUGGAUCAACCCCAGGACGCUUUCAAGGAAGUCAGAAAGAUAAUUGGGGACAUUUUAGGCUUAGGAAGCUUCUGAAAGAGCAUGCCUCAUCCAUACCUAAAGGAGAGUCUUGGCCAAUAGUAGGUCAGUUUUCAAGCAUUGGCUCUAUGGGAGCUGACGAAUCAAAAUGGUUGUGUUCGGAGUUUAAAGAAAGCUUGGUGACCCAGGGGAAGGAGAGCAGGACCCCAGGGAAAAGUGCUGCUCCCCUCCAUCUGAUCUACCCUUCUGUGGAAAAUGUGCGGACCAGCUUAGAAGGCUAUCCCGCUGGUGGCUCUCUUCCCUAUAGCAUCCAGACAGCUGAAAAGCAGAAUUGGCUCCACUCCUAUUUUCACAAAUGGUCGGCUGAGACAUCUGGCCGCAGCAAUGCUAUGCCACAUAUUAAAACUUAUAUGAGACUAUCUCCAGACUUCAGUCAAAUUGCCUGGUUCCUUGUCACAAGCGCGAAUCUGUCCAAGGCCGCCUGGGGAGCAUUAGAGAAGAAUGGUGCCCAGCUGAUGAUCCGUUCCUAUGAGCUUGGGGUCCUUUUCUUGCCAUCAGCAUUUGGCCUGGACAGCUUCAGAGUAAAACAGAAAUUCUUCUCAGGGAGCAAGGAGCCAACAUCCUCCUUUCCUGUGCCAUAUGAUCUUCCUCCAGAACUGUAUGGAAGUAAAGAUCGGCCAUGGAUUUGGAAUAUUCCUUAUACCAAAGCACCAGAUACACACGGGAAUAUGUGGGUUCCCUCCUGAGAAUCUUAAAGUACUGUGGAAUUUAGGUUUAAGGCAUCAAGCCCCAAAUAUUAGACGUUGUUUGUACUGGACGUUCACCCUUAAGUUUUACCUACACCCCUACAAAACUGCAAAACUCACUCCUGUGAACAUGGAUGCUGGUUAUACUUUUAACGGUCAUUAACAGUGUCACUAAAAAACAAAAAAAAAAAAAAAAAACCCUCACUUUUCUAAACUUUGGAAUGAAAACUGGACAGCGUUAAGAGAAUAUACGUAAAAUCAUCCUCCGAGCGAUGUGGGAUCUCACGGUGGUGCCAGCUCUUCUGAAGAUGGACUCUGUCGCGCUCCAUCGAGAAAGGCGCUCUGGAUUCAGACGCAACUUGUCAGGGAAGAAUGUGAUUGUCCGCUUAUUACCCAGCCCGCAGCUGUGUGUCUCAGGGCUGCCGGAUGUGCGUCUGCGGGGGUCCGUGGUUGGCGGAGGUUGGGGCGGCUGCUGUUGAGACGCCUGGGUCCUGCUGCCUCUCGUCUCCCCUCAGCCUCACGGGGCUUGUCCUGCUCCCGGUGCUGUGCCGGCCCCCUCUCUGCGCACGGGCGGGUCGCGCUGCCCCUUACCACCUGCCCUUUCCUCGCCCAUUCCUCCGAGUGGAGCGGUGUCUCUUUCAUCCCCACAGAAUUCCAGAAAAGACACACAGAACCAUACAAAAGUACAAGUAUUGUACUUGGAGGAAACCCUGAAAGAUGACCUAAUUUGGUGCCUUUGAUUCACAAGUGAGGAAACUGAGGCCCAGAAAGGUUCAGGAUGACCCCCUCCCCCCCCCCCACCACCACCACACCCCCAUCACAUAGCUGGUUUGGGUCAAAGCUCGGAGGGUCUCUCUCUGCUUUAUGUUCCUAUGUCCUUCAUACUUAGAAAUCAAGUUCUCCUAAGAUGUAGACCCUCUUUUAUUUUUUUUCUACAUGAGGCUGAUUUCAUUUUGUCACCACCUCCAUCUUUGAAGCGUGUUGAAUGUUAAUUUUGAAAGAUUUUUGAAGAUAGCUUUUCAGACCGUUCCUCAGAGGCCUACGAUUUUCACCUUUAGGAGCCAGCAGGGUGGGCGGGGGUGCGUUGACAGAGAAGACAGCUGCGGGCCUCCACCCUCGUCCUGUCAGAGCAGCUCUGCUUCGCCUAUUUUAGAUUGUGGGAUUCUGUCAAGGAUAUUAUCGACGGGUGUGUGCGUGCACGUGUUCUGCUUUUUAAAAAGUUGAAAAGCCAUUGGUUAGUUUAACCAGUUCAUUACCCAGGUAAGAAGACGAAGGCUUAACCCUUUUCUGACCAUGCCUUCUACUUCCCAGAACAUGCAAAGCCUACAUCACGUGAGCCGGAAGGCAUUGGGAAGGCACCCGGGGCUGGCCUGGAGUGGGUGGCCGGCGGUCUGUGUGUCCAGAGGACUGGCUGAGGCGCCUGGCUGGCUCAGAGGAGCGUGGGGCUCUUGGUCUUGGAGUCAUGAGUUCAAGUUCCAUGUUGGCUGUACAGAUUACCUAAAUAAAACUUAAAAGCAAAAAAAAAAAAAAAAAAGAUGGGCAAAGUACCCCAGGAUUCUCACCAGCAUGGUGGUCCCAUCCUGGGUGGGGGUGGGGGCAGCACCGAGCAGGCCUCUGUCAACAGGAGCGGUGUCCCCAGGACUGAAGAAUCAGCCUGUUCUACAGCGGGAUUCAGCCUGGGCUGUGUGGGGUGGGUUCAGCCCAUCAAGAGGGCAGCAGAUGGACAGCGGUCACAGCCCCCUGCUAGGAGGCACUGUGUGGAGUCAGACACGCAGGCACGUCGCUCGUCUGUCUGCUCCGUGUAACUGCAAGGUGUGUGGGAGCUCAGAGCUGGGCUGGGACUGCCGAAGUUUGAAUCCCAGCCCUGUCACUUGCUGUGUGACCUACACCAGGCUGUUUAACUUCUCUGUGCCUUGGGCCCCUCUGCUGUAAAAUGGGAGUGGUGUCAGUCCUUGCAGAGGGUUGAGAGUGGGGAGUUACUACUAUGUGAAGAUGCUUGGUGCCCGCACAGAGCAAGAACUGUCCAGGGAUUGCUACUGCGGCUGCCAUACUUGAUUCGUUGGCACUAUCUUCAUUUUCCUGAUAAGGGACUCAUUCAAAACGGUGAGGUGUUUGUGCAAGGUCACACUUCCAGAAAGUGCUCUUACCAGUAUUUGAACCCGGGGCUGGCAGGAUCCAAGUCCUCUUUUCUGCCAGGUGGUUCAGGCUUCCGGGUAACAUGGCGUCUGAGGAGAUGGGCAACCUUUACCCCCCAGGGUGUUGUAGACAGAUCCUCUUACAGAGCACAACCAGCUGGUACGGCAUGUCAGAUUCUGAUGAAAGUUUCUAAAUGCUCACUUAUUUUCUGUGUGUGUAUAUACGUAUAUGUAUAUGUGUGUAUAUAUAUAUAUAUAUAUAUAUCGUUCUGUAUAUGUGUUUCUGGUUCAUGGGCCAUACUUAAGGUAACAUUCCUCCACACCCCACGGGGACCCAUAAGAGCCCAAUGGAAACAAGUUCUAUAGAACAGGUGGGUAGGUACAUCAAGGUAACAUUAGGGGAAGUCCAUAGUCAAGGGUUAUGCACUCCAGGUGUCCAGGCCUGACUGCUAACAGCAGCCUCCUGUGCCCCUUGUCCUGGUCAGCAUGGGCUCAGGGAAGGCAGGCCAGCUUAGGGUCAGUAACAUGAGCUUUCUGGGCACAGUUGAUGGCACACAUGGAAAAUAAUGCCCCAAGAGUAAUCAACAUGGGAACACAAAAAAACACGUUCUAUCCCAUCUGUUCCUUUUUUUAAAUGGGACUGACUGAAUUGCCCAAAGUGCUACAAAAAAGCAUCAAACAUGCCUGUUAAUGUUUGAGGAAACCCACGUUGGGGUUUAACAGUCCUUUCUCCCUGCCUCGAGGAACCCUCACCCCUAGUGCCUGCCUGUAGCUGCCUGCUGCCUUCAUCCUUUUCCCCCACCUCCUCCAACCUCCUUCAGAUCGCAUGGCAACACUGUGACUAUAUAUCUGCUGAGGGCAAACAUCCACAUCAAAAUGCAACUUCCUGUCUUUUCAUAAACUUCUAUAGAUUUAUUGACUUAUCAAAGAGUUCCUCAGGGCACCAGGGUGGUUCAGUUGAGCAUCCGACUCUUGAUUUUGGCUUCUCCUUUUACAAAGGUGGAGAUGUAGCCUAAAGGUCUAAACGAGAUUUUGAUUCCCGAUGAUGAAUGUCAACAGAAUAUUCUGAAUGCUUGAGCGUUUAAAGAGACCUAAAAAAUUUUGAGGCAGAACAUAGCCCCUGCACAUAGCAACCUAGGAGAAGUCACUUGCCAUUUUGGCAGGAAGGUUCCGUGUCCCCUUCACCUCCGACGUAUUCCUUUAGGAUGAAAAGAAUGGUCUUCCACCAGCUGCUUUCAUGGGGUGACGGAGGGAGAAGGUUUUUAAGUCCUCACACUUCUGGAAAAGGCUGCCUGCGUUUAACUAUAGUUGAUGUAAAUCAGGCUUACAGGUCACUGAUGGGCGGCGGGGUGGGGGGGGUGCACCUGGGUGGCUCAGUCAGUUAAGCAUCCGACUUUGGCUCAGGUCCCGAUCUCACCGUUUGUGAGUUUGAGCCCCGCAUUGGGCUCUGUGCUGACAGCCUGGAGCCUGCUUCAGAUUCUGUGUCUCCUCUCUGCCCCUCCCCCGUUCACAUACACACUCUCAAAAAUAUUACAAAAAUUUUUUUAAAGUUCAUGUAUUUAUUUGCAAGGCUGUCAUUUUCCCACGUAAUGUAAUAGCCAAUGUUUCCUGAGCUCUUCCUGCCUCCACUCCUAUGCUUGCUUUAUAUUUAAUCCUCACGCCCUUACAUUUAAUCCUUCUGUUAAAUAACAUCCAUAAGGUCCCGCAGUGCAGUGGAGCCCAGCUUUGUUAUCCUGGGUUCUUGUGUAGAAGUUCUGUAGUUAUCCUUAACAGAACUUCUGUGACUUCCAAUGAAUAUGGUUUCUGCAUCAGAUUCAGUAUGUGAAAACAAGGAUCUUCUAUGUGAUUUUGUCACAACUUUUUUCCACAUAAGAUAAAAAGUUUACUCUCUAGGGAAAUGACAGUAGUCCAUGUGAAACCAUUUUUGGAUGAUCUGGGUGUUUGAUUCAAAUCUUAGGACAUUUUAGUUUCUCAUAACUGAAAAAUCAGCUGUAACUCCUUGACAAUUCAAGGAAGGGAAUUCCUUGAAAAUGCUUGCUUUUAACUGAUGGAUACCUCAAAAAAGUUAGGCCUUCUUUAUUUACAUUCACAAAAUGUGACAAUUGCUGAAUGAUAUGACAAAGUAUGGUGGCAAAAGUCUUCGGCAUAAAAAAAAAAAGUCUGCAGGAACUCAAACUGGCAAAACUAAAAUAGCCUGUUGUAUAGGAUUAAAUCUAAAAUUCUGUUGACAGUAUGCUAUAACUACACAUGCCUAGAUACCAUUAUAAAAUUUUUGACAAGUUUUCCAAA
This is a messenger RNA of Neofelis nebulosa (Clouded leopard), 6706 nucleotides long. It is a transcript of the gene TDP1, whose product is annotated as tyrosyl-DNA phosphodiesterase 1. Gene Ontology annotation, biological process: single strand break repair; double-strand break repair. Gene Ontology annotation, molecular function: double-stranded DNA binding; 3'-tyrosyl-DNA phosphodiesterase activity; single-stranded DNA binding. The transcript is spliced from 17 exons. Lineage: Eukaryota; Metazoa; Chordata; Mammalia; Carnivora; Felidae. Bases 450 to 2282 code for a protein of 610 amino acids. Gene Ontology annotation, cellular component: nucleus. The record is from RefSeq and is a predicted model, not a curated record.